UCGGUUCUCCGCAAGUGAAACGGGGGACUGAAUGGUCCUCAUGAUGCACGCAAAGUUAUCUGUAAUUACGAUUUGUAACUCACACAUACACAAUAAGUAGUGCAACACACAGCAUAAUUGGCAACAGAUGUGUGUCUCGCUUUUUGUCGUGCAUUUUAUCGGAGAAAUUCACUUGGAAAAUGGUUCUCGAUCAUGUUCAAGUUCAGUUACGUAAGUGCGCGUGCUGGAGAAUUGGUGCGGAAUAGCGGAUGUUUGGUGGUGCUCGACGGCGAAGUGGCGCGCUGUUAUAAGCUCGCACCCGCUGCGCCGGCCAUCAGUUGCCGCUAGACCACCCUCGCACUCGUCCAUUUUUAGUUUUAGUGUCGUGUGUGGAAUUUAAUCAAAAUGUGCUCCGUUUUCCGGAUAGUCGUCGUAUCUGUUAUCUGUGUGGUCGUUGCCUCCGGCCAUGUGCACGGGCCGCGGAGAUCCCGCAGGAUGGACGUCGAGGAUUACGCGCAGAACGAAAUCGACAGUGGAAGAGCUGAGGAGAGCUGGUGGCCUUCGGCGGAGUUCGCAGUAUUACAGAAAGUUUAUGACGAUUGCAGUGCGCAAAAACAUUUGACGAUGUGUCUGAAGGGGAAAGCCCUCACAGCCCUCACGAGGGCGGUCGAACAGGAGAGCGUGCAGCUCGCGGACGGACUGUCGCUGGUGAAGCAGGCGGACGCUCCCGCAGCGGUCGCGGAGCCCCGCUUCUUCCCAGGCAUGUCCACCGAAGAGAAGCUCGAUACUUUGCUACGGUCUAAAUUCGAACAAUUACUGAACACGCACACCGUCAGCAUGGAUCUUGCCUCAGAGGGCAGAGGCCGAGGUAAGAAGGUGUUGCCGUACUUGCUGCUCGGUAUCUUCACCACGGUGAGCAUUGUGGGAGGCAUGGCCCUGAAGACCCUGGCUGCGAUCGCCGGCAAAGCGCUCAUCGCCAGUAAGGUGGCGCUGACCAUUGCCGGCAUCAUCGCCCUCAAGAAGCUGUUCAGUCACGACGGUGCAACCGGAGAGACAACCUUCCAGGUCCAUGCAGAUGGACACCAUAGGCGGAAUCUGUAUGUGGUGAGGCCAGCAAAAGCAAGCGCGGUGGAUCCUUACCGGUACUACGCCGAGCAGACGACGGUGAGCGCGUAGCACGGCCGGCCGCCGCAGCGCCCGCGCCGCCACCCGCCGCCCCGCCGCCUCGCCAUCGCCAUCGUCAAUCGACUCCGCCGCGCCGACACCCACACAAAUAACCUCAAACCAAAGUAACGUCCAUGUCGUGGACAUCCUACUUAGACGAUUAGGUCGUCCACUUUCGUUCUCAAAUCUA
This is a messenger RNA of Pectinophora gossypiella (pink bollworm), 1333 nucleotides long. RefSeq lists its product as uncharacterized. Bases 385 to 1155 code for a protein of 256 amino acids. The record is from RefSeq and is a predicted model, not a curated record. The transcript is spliced from 4 exons. NCBI's taxonomy places the organism in Eukaryota, Metazoa, Arthropoda, Insecta, Lepidoptera, Gelechiidae.